GUGCGUUGAUGCCGCUGCGGACGCUCAAGCUCCAUGGUGCUUUUCAGACGACACUGAGAUCGAGCACACUGCGCCGGCUCGGGCGGCUCUGCGGGCGGCUCAAGGAGCUGGACCUGUUUGACACCACCUUCGAGGUUGCCGGCAUCCACGACCUGCUGGAGCUGCGUGGUGCACAGCUAACGCAUCUGCGGCUCAUCAACGGCAUCGACGGCACCACCCUCGACGACAACACAUUGGCGGUCGUCGCCCGCAGCGGUCGCCGCCUGCGACAUCUCGAUCUCUCCUUUGCCCAGCUGACAGGAGCCGGCAUCGAUGCUUUCGCCCGCACCGUCGCAGCAGCACAUGCAGAGGCUCAAGCGCAGGACCCGCAGCACAGCAUCGCUGGCGACCGGCCUGGGCGAUACUCGCUCGAGUUUGUUCGGCUGGUGCACUGCGGCGGACUGCAGAGCAGCCACAUUCGAUCGCUGGUCAAGGACAUGCCGACCAUGAAGACGCUGGAUUUGCGCCGGUGCUCGGUCGUCGGCCACGACGAGGAGCAGCGAGUGGUGCAGAUUGCGCGGGAGGAUGGAACGAUUGCAAGCGUGAUUGUGGGCGAGUGAUGCGGCGAUGUGGGGUAAACGAUGGAUGCGGUGGAUGUGAUGAAUGCGAUCGAUGUGGUGAUACAUACAGUUAAGGUACUGGAC
Molecule: messenger RNA, 683 nt
Organism: Polychytrium aggregatum
Lineage: Eukaryota; Fungi; Chytridiomycota; Chytridiomycetes; Polychytriales
Exons: 1
Coding region: 9-599 (196 amino acids)
Molecular function (GO): protein binding
Source: RefSeq, a predicted model, not a curated record